GUUGUCGAACUGUUCCUCUUUCUGGCCAUGUCGGAUUCGAUAGCUUGCCUGACCAGCUGGUUAACAAAUCGGUUGGCCAUGGUUUCUCUUUCAACAUCCUCUGUGUGGGGGAAACGGGCCUCGGGAAGUCAACCCUGAUGGACACGCUCUUCAACACCAAGUUUGAAGGAGACCCAGCGUCUCAUUCCCAGCCGGGAGUUCAGCUGAAAUCCAGUUCCUACGACUUGCAGGAAAGCAACGUUCAUCUGAAGCUGACCAUUGUCAGCACGGUGGGCUUUGGUGAUCAGAUUAACAAAGAGGACAGCUACAAACCCAUUGUAGAAUUCAUCGAUACUCAAUUUGAAGCCUAUCUGCAAGAGGAGCUGAAAAUUAAGCGGGUGCUGCAUAAUUACCACGAUUCCAGGGUCCAUGCUUGCUUGUAUUUCAUCGCUCCCACAGGACAUUCUCUGAAAUCCCUGGAUCUGGUCACCAUGAAGAAACUGGACAGUAAGGUGAAUAUCAUUCCUAUUAUUGCCAAAUCCGAUGCCAUCUCCAAGAGCGAGCUGACCAAAUUCAAAAUUAAGAUCACCAGUGAACUCGUGAGCAACGGGGUGCAAAUCUAUCAGUUCCCUACUGACGAUGAAUCUGUGUCAGAAAUAAAUGGAACCAUGAAUGCUCAUUUACCCUUUGCCAUCAUUGGUAGCACAGAAGAAGUCAAGAUAGGAAAUAAAAUGAUGAAGGCACGUCAAUAUCCAUGGGGGAUUGUGCAGGUGGAAAACGAAGCCCACUGUGACUUUGUAAAACUCAGAGAGAUGUUGAUCCGGGUAAACAUGGAAGAUCUUCGCGAACAAACCCACACGCGCCAUUAUGAAUUAUAUCGGCGAUGUAAACUGGAAGAAAUGGGAUUUAAGGAUUCCGAUCCAGACAGCAAGCCAUUCAGUUUACAAGAAACCUACGAGGCCAAAAGGAAUGAAUUUCUCGGAGAACUUCAGAAGAAAGAAGAGGAAAUGAGACAGAUGUUUGUCCAGAGGGUGAAAGAAAAGGAAGCGGAGCUGAAAGAGGCUGAAAAAGAGCUCCAUGAGAAAUUUGAUCGUCUGAAGAAACUGCAUCAGGAUGAGAAGAAGAAGCUGGAAGAUAAGAAGAAAUCCCUGGACGAUGAAGUCAACGCGUUUAAGCAGAGGAAGACAGCUGCUGAACUGCUUCAGUCUCAGACUCAGCAGGCAGGAGGUUCACAGACACUGAAAAGGGACAAGGAGAGAAAAAAUAACCCCUGGCUAUGUACUGAGUAAUCCCCUUUGAAUAUACUGAUCUGGGAUGUCGACCGUCACUUUAUUUAUUGCGCUCCCGUUCAGCCAUGGUCAUCUCACGGGCCUUCCAGAAUAUCAUUUUUAUAUUCCACGCAAACAAUUUACAUUUAUUUUGAUUUGCUGCUUUGGCUGUAUC
Molecule: messenger RNA, 1422 nt
Organism: Protobothrops mucrosquamatus (brown spotted pit viper)
Lineage: Eukaryota; Metazoa; Chordata; Lepidosauria; Squamata; Viperidae
Product: septin-6
Exons: 9
Coding region: 138-1268 (376 amino acids)
Biological process (GO): cilium assembly; cytoskeleton-dependent cytokinesis
Cellular component (GO): septin complex; septin ring; cell division site
Molecular function (GO): GTPase activity; GTP binding; molecular adaptor activity
Source: RefSeq, a predicted model, not a curated record